Messenger RNA from Stegostoma tigrinum, 4979 nucleotides. RefSeq names its product activating molecule in BECN1-regulated autophagy protein 1-like. Lineage: Eukaryota; Metazoa; Chordata; Chondrichthyes; Orectolobiformes; Stegostomatidae. Gene Ontology annotation, biological process: autophagy. Gene Ontology annotation, cellular component: intracellular membrane-bounded organelle. The record is from RefSeq and is a predicted model, not a curated record. Gene Ontology annotation, molecular function: protein binding. Bases 616 to 4713 code for a protein of 1365 amino acids. The transcript has 20 exons.
AUGUGAACUGAAAACCCUUUCAACGUGUCAACUAAGCCUGUAAUGCAUGGUGUAUUCUUUUCAAAUAGAUACACAUGUUUGAUGUGAACUGUUAAGCUGAGAUACUGCGAGCGGGCAUUUAAAGUGGUCCAGCAGCCAGUCGCGGAAGCAGGCGGUGGUUGAACAAUUUCACUUGCUCUGGCCUUGGCUGUCUGAAGUCUUCCUGUUGGGAUGAAUGGUCGAUGUUGUAGGUUCCAUUGUUCUGGCCUGGCUCCGGAUUGCAUCCAUUGCUCCGUAUCAAUUACACUGGUCUGGGAGAGACAUUGAUGUCUGUAACACAAGAAAUUAUGGAAUAUGUGAAAGGUUUCUAGGCCACACCAAAACUUGGCCUUUUGGUGGACAGUUGUAUUCCGCUCAGUGAUGGAUACUAACCAGUUUGUUUGACGUACGGCACUUUCUACCUGUCUUCCCCAGAGUGCAUUGUGGAGGAAUGCUGUCCUGGGAUAUUCCCCAUUCGUAACAAAAGUUUUUAAUGACCGUUGUCCAAUGUGUUCUUUAUGGCCUCAAAGUGGAGUUGAUGAUCUUGAGUUCCCAGCCCCUUGAAGCUGUGUUUACAGAAGAUUGAGCUCAAUAGCAAUGAAGAGCAUUGACUGCAAGAAUGCAAUUCAAAUCUUGACCAGCCGAGAACGUGGCUCUCAAGAGCUGGGCUGUCAAAGGUGUCUGGAGGAGCUAGUGGAGGACAAGACACGAUGGAUGCAAUGGGAAAGUCAGAAAGUAGAUCUUCCAGACAGUCCCCGAUCAACUUUCCUCCUGGCAUUUAGCCCAGACAGGACUUUGAUGGCCUCCACCCAUGUAAAUCACAAUAUUUACAUCACUGAAGUUAAAUCUGGGAGAUGUAUUCAUUCACUAGUGGGUCAUAGAAGGACACCUUGGUGUGUGACCUUUCACCCCACCAUCCAAGGGCUUGUGGCAUCUGGCUGUCUGGAUGGGGAAGUUCGAAUAUGGGAUUUGCACGGAGGCAGUGAGAGUUGGUUUACUGAGAAUAAUGUGGCCAUAGCAUCUUUAGCCUUCCAUCCUAUGGCACAACUCCUACUGAUAGCUACUGCAAAUGAGAUCCACUUCUGGGACUGGAGUCGACGAGAGCCAUUUGCGGUGGUGAAAACAGCAAGUGAAAUGGAGCGGGUCAGACUUGUAAGAUUCGAUUCACUGGGCCAUAACCUCCUGACUGCUAUUGUCAAUCCUUCAAACCAGCAGAAUGAUGAUGAUGGUGAAGUUCCAUUGGAUAAUGUUGACACUGCGCAAUAUCGUCAGCGAUCCUUCCUUCAGUCACAACCUGUCCGUCGAACUCCACUGCUCCACAACUUCCUACAUAUGUUGUCCUCUCGGUCAUCUGGUACAACAACAGGCGAUCAGAGUCAGAGUGAGGAGAGCACCUUGCCAGCAGGUGAAAGUGGUAGGACUUCAGUGUAUGCUGUGCUUCGCGACCGCUUCAGCUACCCUGUUCAGGAGUGUGUUCACCACAUGGGAUUGGUUUGUUUUUGUAGCCGUUGUUCUGCCCUGAGGACAUCAUCAUCCUCUUCUGUAUCUAGUGAAGACAGUACUCCCACUACAUCCUCUGCAGCCACCACCUCUACAUCUGCACGGACUGAGCCUCGUAUUCCUCCAGAAAGGCCCUCAUCUCAGCCAGAUCCACGUAUUCCUGACCGUCCUUCAGCAUUCAGUACUGUAAACUACGAGACCUCUGGCAACUCCCUACGAAAUUUAUCUGCAGCCACUAGUAGGAGGGGCUUAUUAGGUCACACAGCAUACCAUUCAGGGGGUCUGCAACAAUCUAACUCCAGCCCAGGCUAUAGGGAACAGAGUUCAAGGUUAAGUGGGUCUGAUUGGACAAGAACAAUGCUGAACAUAUCUCCAAGGUCAGAGUUGGAAAGCAUGCCACCCCCGAGAACUAGUGCAUCAUCCGUGAGCUUGCUUUCAGUGCUGAGACAGCAGGAGACAAAUGCUCAACCUGUUUACACGUUAGCCUCUGAGGGGAGCAAUGUCUUGAGUCCCGGCACAAGCAGUAGUGGUAACACUGGUGUCAACAGCAGCACAGGCGAAGAGAGAUCGAACAAUCAGCCGACUGUCAGAAAUGUACUCCAGUGCAACCUGAACCGCUAUUUCAUGGAGAUGGACAGCUUCCAGGACGUGGAGCAGCGAGUUGGCGAGUCCAAUCAAUCCCAGCAGGUGGAGGAGAUCCUCAACAACAACAUCGAACCUAACAGGGCUGGGCCAUCACAACAGAACGGAGAGAACACUGCCAGUUCAUCAGGUGGACACCUUAGCCGCUGCAGAGCCUGCCAUAACCUUUUGACUUUUAACCAUGACACUCAGCGAUGGGAGCGGACCACACAGCUUUUUUCAUCCAAUGAGAGCAGCUCUUGGCAUGUGCCAAACAAUUAUGAACCACUAGGGCAGGGUAGCAGCCAUUCACCAACCCCACCAAGUAGAGGGAUCAUGGGUAGGACCCAUGGAUUGAGUGCCUCAGAAGGCAGAUUUGCCCGCCACGGCUCUAGCCAGCAAGGGGAACGUACAAUGGGUCUAACAUUUAACAAUGAGACAGGACACUGGGAGCGUGUGUAUAGUCAACCAACAUCAAACAGAAUGUCGAAUGUUUCACAAGAGGCCUUAAACCAAGAAAUGCCUGAAGAAAACUCAGAAGAGAACUUGCUGAGAAGGCGACUGUUGGAGUCCUCACUUAUAUCUCUGUCUCGGAACGAUGGUUCUGGAUCAAGAGAGCACCCAAUUUACCCCGAUCCAGCCAGGUUAUCCCCCGCCUAUUACGCCCAUCGCAUCAUCCAGUACCUCUCUCGAAGGGACAGUAUUCGACAGCGCUCAAUGCGGUACCAGCCAAAUCGAAUGCGAGCUAGUUUGGAAAAUUCAGCAAGCAGCCCAGCCCAGCCCAUUGAUGGUGCUGAUAUGGAUUUUGAUGAUUUUGAGGAUGGAGGGGAACGGUCACGCCACCGAGCUCCAAGAAAUGCAAGAAUGACAGCCCCAUCACUGGGACGCUUUGUUCCUCGGCGAUUUCUACUGCCCGAAUAUCUUCCUUAUGCAGGCAUCUUCCAUGAACGAGGACAGCCUGGAUUAGCCACUCAUUCCUCUGUCAAUAGAGCCUUGGCAGGUGCUGUGAUAGGUGACGGACAGUCUGCAGUGGCCAGUAAUAUUGCCAAUAUCACUUAUCGCCUCCAAUGGUGGGAUUUCACCAAAUUUGAUCUUCCAGAGAUCAGCAAUGCCUCCGUCAAUGUCCUGGUCCAAAAUUGCAAGAUAUACAAUGAUGCAAGCUGUGAUAUUUCAGCAGAUGGGCAGCUUCUGGCUGCAUUUAUUCCGAGUAGUCAGCGUGGAUUUCCAGAUGAAGGCAUCUUAGCAGUCUAUUCCCUUGCCCCACACAACCUGGGAGAGAUGUUGUAUACUAAGCGAUUUGGCCCAAAUGCUAUUUCUGUCAGUUUGUCUCCAAUGGGCAAGUACGUAAUGGUUGGCCUGGCCUCCCGGCGCAUCCUACUGCACCCAUCCACUGAACAUAUGGUGGCACAAGUCUUCCGAUUGCAGCAACCCCAUGGUGGAGAAACUUCAAUGAGGAGGGUUUUUAAUGUUUUGUACCCAAUGCCGCCAGACCAGAGAAGACAUGUUAGUAUAAACUCAGCACGUUGGCUUCCGGAACCUGGGAUGGGUCUGGCAUAUGGAACCAAUAAGGGAGACCUAGUGAUUUGCCGGCCUGUUGCAUCGAAAUUGGAGACCGAACACAGCUGGGAACAACUGUCAGAGCCUGUUUCCUCCCACCACAGCAACAGGAACAAUGAGAGGCCUGGGCCAAACCGGACAUCAUGGAGGACAGACCGAGAUAUGGGACUCAUGAAUGCAAUUGGUCUGCAGCCUCGCAAUCCUGCCCCUUCUGUGACGUCACAAGGAACCCAAACGCCAUCCCCACAACUGCAGAAUGCAGAGACCCAAACAGACAGGGAUUUGCAGGAAGCUACCACUUCAGGGACCAACCAGGCCAGUCAGUCUUCGCUGAAUGAGGCAGAGCGACCACCAGUGACCACAGUUAAUCAGCUGACAGAGGCCAGUGCAGGAACAAGUUCUGAUUGGCCCUUGGAGAAUGCAAGUCGCAACUCCUCCUCCUCCUCCUCCGCACAACAGACAGAUAUGAACCCUCCAGCAUCAGGAGCCAGCGCUUCUACUACCGGAGAUGCACCAGAGUACAUUCCAGGCGAAGAUGCCUUGUCUCGCAUUCGCCGGCUGAUUGCUGAAGGUUGGAUGACAGCAGUUGUGCAACGAGAACAAGGAACCACCACCGCCUCGAUGGGAGGGUUUGGAAAUAACAUCAUUGUCAGUCAUCGGAUACACCGAGGCUCGCAGACCGGGAAUGAAGCACUGGCGAGAUUAAACUCACACCUGCCUACCAACCAAGGCAGGACAGAAAUGGACAGCAGUUACAGUCAGAUUCUGGUGGACUCUGCUGUAUCGAGCAGCUCCAGCAGCUUAGCUACAGGAUUCAGAGAAAAUAACGAAAGGGAUCAGACCGCGGAGCAGCUCGGCAGGAGUGGUGUCCUUGGGGAUGACAGGAGCUUUGGUCAACAGCCCAGCACUUCUAUGGACACAGAUGCCCUUUUUCACUCUGUCAGCGCAUAUAGCCCCCAUAUUGUUGACAAUAUUGAUAAUCAUGGCACUGACGACAGGGGCUCAGACAGGAGGUAGAAUUAGGCGCUCUGUUGUUCAGGGCAAAAGAAAUAAUAAAAUUGCAUGUCCCAUGGUUUAUAUGUGUAGAAUCUAGGUAAACCAGCCAAGGAAAUUCCACUUAUUUGUUUUUAGUAGAAUGUGAUUUAAGUUGAAUUUUUCUCCUUUUUUUUGUAAACUGGUAACUUGUUAUUUUAGAGAAAUGGAAUAUAGUCAAGUGCAAGCAACGGCAUACAUGUGAACACCAAAGAUCACAAUAACAAAUAAAAACUCUUUAAAAACUGGAA